AUGAUAGUAAGAGCAAAGAAUGCGAGAAAGAGUGAUUGGAAUGUUGCAAACAUUGAAGAGGUUAUAAUGUUGAAACAUUAUAGUUACGCAAGAGUCAAGAAGAUGACAAACUCAUUUGCAAAUGCCCUCGGGAAAGGAGGAUUUGGAACUGUCUAUAAAGGGAAGUUAUCAGAGGGAAACCAAGAUGUUGCAGUGAAGAUCUUGAAGGAGUCAAAGGGGAACGGGGAAGAGUUCAUAAAUGAAGUAGCUAGCAUGAGUAGAACCUCUCAUGUUAAUAUUGUUUCUUUGCUUGGAUUCUGUUACGAAAGAAACAAGAGAGCUAUAAUCUACGAGUUCAUGCCUAAUAGAUCCUUGGACAAGUUUAUUUCCGAGCAUAUGUCAGCAAAGAUGGAAUGGGAAAAGCUAUAUAAUAUUGCGUUAGGUAUCGCUCGGGGCCUAGAGUAUUUGCACAAUCGUUGUGUGUCAAGGAUUGUGCAUUUCGACAUAAAGCCACAAAAUAUACUCAUGGACAAAGAUUUUUGUCCCAAAAUUGCAGAUUUUGGUCUUGCUAAGCUCUGCAAAAAUAAAGAAAGCAUCAUAUCAAUGCUUGAUGCAAGAGGAACAGCAGGAUACAUUGCCCCUGAAGUGUUUUCCAAGAACUUUGGAGUAGUCUCGCAUAAGUCUGAUGUUUAUGGGAUGGUGGUUCUUGAGAUGAUUGGAGCAAGGAAUAUAGAAACCUUCCAACAUUCUGGAUCUAACAAUAGUUCAAUGUACUUUCCAGAUUGGAUUUAUAAGGAUUUGGAGAGGGAAGAAAUCAUGAAGAUUUUUGGAGAUCAGAUAACCGAAGAAGAAGAGAAAAUUGCUAGAAAAUUGGUAUUGGUUGGUCUAUGGUGUAUUCAGACCAAUCCAGCUCGUCGUCCAGCAAUGAUCAAAGUCAUUGAAAUGUUAGAGGGGAGUCUAGAAGCUCUCGAGUUACCACCUAAGCAUCUCUUGUGUUUAGCUGGAACAACGGUUCAAGAAACUAGUGAAGAUAGUAAUGAUGAGACUUCAGGCUUCUCUUACCCAAGUCAGUUUGAAAGAGGUACCCUCUCUGGUGAAGAUACUUUACGCAUUUCCGCAGAAUAUAUAGUUGAAUGUCCUAGCUCUUAA
Eruca vesicaria subsp. sativa (arugula) is the source of this 1128-nucleotide messenger RNA. The record is from the annotation of a GenBank genome assembly. Lineage: Eukaryota; Viridiplantae; Streptophyta; Magnoliopsida; Brassicales; Brassicaceae.